AUGAACCUGGUCAUUCUUGCUUACAACCGUUUGCUUGAAAAGCUCGAACUAUACAUGGAUAAAUGUGAGGAUACGUGGCCUGAGCUAGUGCACGCAACACAAUGCGGUUGGGAAAAGCUCAAAGGGUACUACUGCAAGGCUCAAGGCCACUCUUUUGCCGUUGCUACUGCCAUGGACCCUCGAUUAAAAUACGAAUGGUGGGAAGACGAGAAAUGGGGAGAGUAUCGCGAGGAGGCUAUUGAGAUGGUGCAGAAGACGUGGCAAACAUAUAAGCCAUCAAGAACGCAAGAACCAUCCCCAUCAAACCCGGAUGCGUUGAUCAAGAAGAGGAGAUCGAACACGGACCAGCUGGAAAGAUAUGUUUCCACGGAUACAGUAAUCAACGAGUCCGACGCCUCAUCAACAGGAUCUGAACGGCUUUUCUCCGGUGCCAAGCAAUAUAUUCCAAGUGAAUGGAAUCGGCUUGGACAAGAUUACAAUACGUGUAGAAAAUGCCGUGAACACCAAAGUGACGUCGGUAAACCAAUCGCAGGGCAGUUACUCCUGACAAUGGAUGAAGUACUCGACAUGAUCCCUUUGCAUCAAAGUUUGAGGAACGUAGCUGACAGUCUUGAAGAUUACAGCCUCGACACGUAUGUGCAACUAGACGACGAUAUAUUGGCGUUGUCAGAUUCACAACUUGUAAUCAACAUCCGCAAUCGUAUCGAGGCUGUUGACGGAUACUAUUACUACGAAGCAUAG
Messenger RNA from Zychaea mexicana, 741 nucleotides. RefSeq lists its product as uncharacterized. Lineage: Eukaryota; Fungi; Mucoromycota; Mucoromycetes; Mucorales; Lichtheimiaceae. The coding region runs from base 1 to 741 and encodes 246 amino acids. The transcript has 4 exons. The record is from RefSeq and is a predicted model, not a curated record.